This is a messenger RNA of Sodiomyces alkalinus F11, 2440 nucleotides long. Its product is annotated as short-chain-fatty-acid-CoA ligase. The record is from RefSeq and is a predicted model, not a curated record. The transcript is spliced from 2 exons. Gene Ontology annotation, biological process: fatty acid metabolic process. Bases 227 to 2230 code for a protein of 667 amino acids. NCBI's taxonomy places the organism in Eukaryota, Fungi, Ascomycota, Sordariomycetes, Glomerellales, Plectosphaerellaceae. Gene Ontology annotation, molecular function: medium-chain fatty acid-CoA ligase activity.
CCCAAACGCGGCUCACCUUUUAUCUUUCAUGCCCUCCCGGACCUGUUCCCCCCCCUCUCUUCCCCUUCUCUCCUUCAACUUCUCGCGCUCUCACACACUGUGUGACAACACCCUUUUUACCGCUCUCGAGUCUCGUCCUCGAACUUGGCAUUUCAUCAUCCCCGUACGUCAGCGUAUGCAUCCCUAGCAACAAAUCCCCCGACUCGGCACGCUACAUUGGAAGGCCAUGAGCUUCACAUGCGUGGGCAGCGUGGUGUGGCCGCGCCUGGCUCCUUCGCCGUCGCGCGCCCGACUACGCAUUCGAAAUAGACGAUGGAGCUCGGAUUCAUCAGCCUCUGCCUCCAGGUUUAGCAUCAGAGGGGUCUCGGGAUUGACGGAGAGCUUCUGUCUUGGUCCUAACCAUCCACCAUUACUUCCGCAUACCAUCCCCGAGCACUUUGCUUCCAUUGUCUCGCAACACGGCGACAGGCCGGCCGUCGUAUCCCGCACCCCUACCACUUCCUCGAUCCCGGGCCUCUCAUCAAACGUGCCCGCCGCCCAAGAGACCACACUCACAUACGAAGAGCUGGAUCUCCUUUCCAAUCGCCUCGCUUCAGGUCUCCGUUCUCUCGGCGUAAAGAAGGGCGAUCGCGUCGCCGUCAGCCUCGGCAACUGCGCCGAGUUCGCCGCCCUCACCUAUGCCAUCUUCAAACUGGGAGCCGUGCUCGUGCCCCUGAAUCCUGGCUUCAACGUCCAGCAGGUCACCGCCGCCCUGGCCCACCUCGACGCAGAGCUUCUCAUCAUCGGUGCCGUUACCGACCUCCCCUAUAAGCCUUGUCGUGGCAGAAGCAACGAGCCGCUCCUCCGUAGCCUUGUGCCCAAUCUCCAAGGGGCCCGUCUCGAAUCCCCCGGCGCCCCCUCUCUCAAGACCAUCGUCUUGUUCGACAACCUCGCCUCCCACCCCCUUACGGAAUUUCCCAGCAUCAGUGAGUGUCGCACCCUGACCCCCUUCUCUCGCCUCCUCGAAGCAUCUCGUCACCCUAUCCGGCCCGAUGCCCCGUUAGAUCCAUCCGACACCAUCAACAUCCAGUUCACCUCCGGCACCACCUCCACCCCCAAAGCGGCCAUGCUCACGCAUACCUCGAUCCUCAACAACGGCUCCCUCAUCGCCGGCCGCAUGGGUCUCGUCCCCACCGACCGCAUCGUCGUCCCUCCGCCGCUCUUCCACUGUUUCGGGUCCGUCCUGGGCUACAUGGCCACCGCCACCACUGGCGCCGCCAUCCUUUUCCCCUCCCCGGCCUUCGACCCGGUCGCCACCCUCCGCACACUCGCCGACCACGACGCCACUGGCCUCUACGGCGUGGCCACCAUGUUCAUCGCCGUGCUGGACGUCCUCGCCGCAGGGGGCGCGGUAUCCCCCUCCGACCUCCCCAAGCACCUGACCAAGGGUAUCGCCGCGGGAAGUUCGGUGCCCGAGUCCCUUAUGCGUCGACUCUACGCCACCCUAGGCCUGCAAGACCUCGUGAUCUGUUACGGUAUGACCGAGACGAGUCCCGUGUCGUGCAUGACCGCACCCUCGGACCCGUUCGUCCACCGCACAACCUCGGUGGGCCGGCCGCUCCCGCACACGGCGGUCAAGAUGGUUGACCCGCACGACAGGUCCGUGGUCCUCCCAGUCGGGGAGCGGGGCGAGCUCGCAGCAGCCGGGUACCUCGUCAUGAGGGGCUACUGGGGCGACGAGGCCCGGACCGCCGAGGUGCGCGUUACCGAGACGGAUGGCCGGACCUGGGUCUACUCGGGCGACGAGGCGGUCAUGGACGAGCGAGGGUACGUGUCCAUCACGGGGCGGAUCAAGGACCUCAUCAUCCGUGGCGGGGAGAACAUCCACCCGCUGGAGAUUGAGAAUUGUCUUCUCCAGCAUCCGCUUGUCGGUGACGCGUCGGCCGUGGGCGUGCCUGAUGAGCGGUACGGGGAGAACGUGGCUGUUUUUAUCGUCCCUGCCCACGGGGUCACCGUACGGGGCGGGGAAGAGGAGGAACCCGGGUCGGAGGAGCGGCAGGCUCAGCCGGCGAACGCGGAGAAGGUGUUGACAAAGGAGACGGUCAGGAGGUGGGUGAGGGAAGCCCUUUCUGGGCACCUGGUCCCGAAACACGUCUUUUGGAUUGACGAGUACCCCAAGACGGCCAGCGGGAAGAUCCAGAAAUUCAAGCUGAGGAGCAUGGCGAGGGAGAGGUUGGGCAUCAAGGGGUAGAAGGAGCAUACCCAAGGAACAUCAUGAGCGGGCCACAUGCGUUUGCUUCAAGCUAGGCAUCUGUAUGUAGUGCCUUGGCAGCGCAUAUAUCUUGCAUGUAGUCUUUGUUGUGUAUCUAGCCAUGCCCUUCCAUAGUAUCUAGCCAUGCCCUUCCAUAGAACCCUGUAUAGUCUUCCGGGGUUCUACCAAUCUACCCAUCAUCUACCCUAC